Molecule: messenger RNA, 666 nt
Organism: Colletotrichum scovillei
Lineage: Eukaryota; Fungi; Ascomycota; Sordariomycetes; Glomerellales; Glomerellaceae
Exons: 1
Coding region: 1-666 (221 amino acids)
Source: RefSeq, a predicted model, not a curated record
AUGCGUUUUCGACACCAUCGAGACCAUCGCGUUUCUGGCUCUCUCCUUCGCAUCUGCAAGGCAGUUUACGCCGAAGCCAGAGCUUUGAUGUACUCGGCCACAUUUGAGCUCGAGAACAUGGAAUACCUCGAACAAUGGCUGAGAACCCUCGGCCCAGGAGCUGCCGACAUACGAGAUAUCAGAUUGACACGGUCAUUCCAAGCAUCCUACGCUCAAAGUUACGGAGUUAAUCUUCCAGUGUGGUACCAGGGAGAUUACAGAGCUACCACCCGGCAGGUUGCCCAACUCCUCAGUGGCUGCCACCAUCUCGAAAACCUGGAGUUGGGCUUCUUGUACACUACAAAGUACCAGACGACGCCCCUCAUCGAGAACAAAGACAACCCCCCGUACUGGAAGAAGGAGGCACGACUUCUUGCCGAGAUGGUGUUUCGCGAUUUGUUCGUCUUGCUAGUAGCGGCUAAGGCUUCCGGCAAGACGGUGGACCAAGUGGCGAGCCUAGCCAAAAUCCACCACAAAAACUUUGAGUGUCUCAAACACCAUCCCUCCAAUGUGGGGAAGGGCAAUGCACAUGGAGAAACACGUUGUCACAUGAAGUUAUUGAUUGCGAAGUACAUCGCAAAUCGAUCACACCCCCGGAAGCCAUCUAUCCCAGCUUUUUUGGCAUAG